Hansenula ciferrii is the source of this 1479-nucleotide messenger RNA. Its product is annotated as putative monooxygenase. The record is from RefSeq and is a predicted model, not a curated record. Lineage: Eukaryota; Fungi; Ascomycota; Saccharomycetes; Phaffomycetales; Wickerhamomycetaceae. The transcript has a single exon. Bases 1 to 1479 code for a protein of 492 amino acids. Gene Ontology annotation, molecular function: oxidoreductase activity, acting on paired donors, with incorporation or reduction of molecular oxygen; monooxygenase activity.
AUGACCGUGGAUAAUCCUAACGCUAAAGCUGAUUAUAAAAGAAAGCCUCUGAUUUUAAGUGCUGCUACAAGAGCAAAUGCAGGAAACUGGAGAAAUCCAAAUGACCAUUCAAGAGAAUUAUCGAGAGAUUUGAGCUCACUUAUUGAGUUUGCCCAAAUAGCUGAAAAGGGUAAAUUCCAUAACAUUUUCUUUGUUGAUCAUCUUAAGUGGUUUGAUGUUUAUGGGAAUAGUCAUGAAGCUCCUGCAAAAUAUGGUGUCAAUGCAACGAGAAUUGAUCCUGCUAUAGCUGUCCCUGCAUUAGCUGCUCACACAAAAUCAAUAGGGUUUGCCAUUACCUUAAGUACCGUUAGUGAACAUCCAUAUCAUUUUGCUAGAAGGUUAGCUUCUUUAGACCAUUUGACAAAUGGUAGAGUUGCUUGGAAUAUUGUGGCCUCUUAUAUCCCAAGUAUUGGUAAGAAUUUGUUGAACGGUGAGCCAUUACCAGAACAUGAUGAAAGAUACGUUAAGACUGAGGAGUACCUUGAUGUUGUUUAUAAGUUGUUAUUGAGUUCUUGGAGAGAUGAUGCUUUGGUGUAUGACAGAGAAAAUGGGAUCUUUGCCAACCCUGAUGCAUUAAGAGAAAUCAACCAUGAAGGAAAGUAUUUCAAAGUCAAAGGACCAGCAAUCACAGAACCUUCCCCACAAAGAUUUCCGUUGAUUGCACAAGCUGGUACUUCUAAGAAAGGUGUCAAUUUCGCAGCUGAAAAUGCAGAACUAGUUUUCAUUGGAUUUGAUUCAUUAUAUAAGAUCCCAGAAUUCAAAAAAAUUGCCAAAGAGGUAUUCAAUAGAGAUCCAGAUUCCAUCAAAUUUAUCACUCAUGUUACGCCUUUUGUUGGCAAGACGCACGAAGAAGCUCAAAGAAAAUUUGACAUUUUUGCAGAAACUGAAAUUACUGAAGGUGGGCUAGUUUACUUUGGUGGUGUUUCUGGACAAGAUUUAUCUCAUUUAGACUGGGAUGAUCCAAUUGAGUUUGCAAAUAAUACAAAUGGUGUUAGAUCUACUGUUGAUAACGUUAAAAGAACAUUGAAAACCCAAACAAAAAAAGGCCUUGCAGAACAGUGGACUAUUGCAAACAAAGCACAAUUCUUGGGAUCGGCUGAAGAAGUCGCUGAUCAGAUUGAAGAUCUAGUCACCAAGUAUGAUGUCGAUGGAUUUAAUUUUGGAAGUGCAGUUGUUCCAGAAUCAUUGAAUGAUAUAGUUGAGCUAUUAGUUCCAGAGUUACAAAAAAGAGGUUUGGCUCAAACUGAAUAUCCAGUCCCUGGUGGUACAUUGAGAGAGAACUAUAAUGGUAAAGAAGGAUCUAAGUUCUUACCUGGUGACCACCCAGCGUAUAAUUUAAGAUGGAGAUCAGGUAUCUCUCAAGAACAGUUCGAGAAAGAGCUAAAGAUAUAUGAUACCAUUAGAGAUCAAAGAAGAAAGGCUGCUGAAGGUAGAGAAUAA